GGGAGGGCUUCUCUGCGUCGCAGGUGAAAGCUCUCUUCGGGUGGGCUUUUCUCACGGACACCGGAGCUACUCACUCCCCUCACCGACGGAUUUGAACCUUGUUUCGCACUCUUGGCAUGACACCGCGCUGACUUUCUGUGAUGAGAUCCUCUAUCCUCGGAUCCUUCUUCGGUCUUCUGCUGCUUCUGCGGGAAAUAGCGUGCCACGGGGAUGAGGUGGCGCCUGGCUCAGUGAACCCGUGCUGCUACUUGCCCUGUCAACACUGGGGCGUGUGUGUAAGAUACACAGAUGACCGCUACGAGUGUGACUGCACCCGCACCGGCUACCAUGGGGAGAACUGCACUGUCCCGGAGUUCUGGACUCGAGUGCGUACCCUCCUGAAGCCCGGGCCGAACACGGUGCAUUUCAUCCUCACGCACUUCCACUGGCUCUGGGACGUGAUCAACAACACUUUUCUGCAGGACGUUUUGAUGCGGCUUGUCCUGACAGUGAGGUCCAACUUAAUCCCGAGUCCUCCAACAUACAACUCAAAAUACAGUUACCUGAGCUGGGAGUCCUACUACAAUCUAAGCUACUACACUCGAAUUCUUCCGCCAGUACCAGAAGACUGUCCUACACCUCUGGGUGUCAAAGGCAAAGCUGGGCUACCCGACCCUGAGCUCCUAGUGGAGAAGCUCCUGAAGAGAAGAACCUUCAGGCCCGAUCCGCAGGGAUCCAACAUCAUGUUUGCUUUCUUCGCACAGCACUUUACCCACCAGUUCUUCAAGACCUACAACCGCAUGGGCGUGGGCUUUACCAAAGCCUUAGCUCACGGGGUAGAUGCAGGACACAUUUACGGAGAUAACCUGGAGCGGCAACUUAAGCUGCGACUUUUAAAAGAUGGGAAACUCAAGUAUCAGUUGAUUGAUGGAGAGAUGUACCCUCCCUCUGUAGCUGAAGCACCCGUCAAGAUGAGUUACCCCCCAAGCGUGGCCCCCGAGGAUCAGUUUGCUAUCGGGCAGGAAGUGUUCGGACUCCUGCCAGGCUUGGGAUUGUACGCCACUUUGUGGUUGAGAGAGCACAACCGAGUGUGUGACAUCUUGAAAGCAGAGCAUUCUACCUGGGAUGACGAGCAACUCUUCCAGACGGCGCGGCUUAUCAUCAUUGGUGAGACCAUUAAAAUAGUGAUUGAAGAGUAUGUGCAGCACCUCAGCGGCUAUCUUCUUCAGCUGAAGUUCGACCCCACCCUGCUCUUUCACGCCCAAUUCCAAUACGCGAACCGCAUCGCCCUGGAGUUCAGCCAGCUCUAUCACUGGCACCCCUUGAUGCCCGACAGCUUUCAUAUCAAUGGGGACGAAAUCACCUACCAGCAGUUCCUUUUUAACACAUCAGUGCUCACACACUAUGGUGUGCACAAGCUGGUGGACGCCUUUUCCCGUCAAGUGGCUGGCCAGGUCGGCGGGGGCCAUAACAUGAACCCUGUGGUGACACCCGUAGCCGUGAGAACCAUCAGGGAGUCGCGGCAGCUUCGCAUGCAGCCUUUUAACGAGUACAGGAAACGCUUUAACCUCAAGCCGUACACUUCCUUCAGAGAGUUCACAGAUAACGAAGAAAUAGCGCUCGCUCUGGAGGAGUUCUACGGCGAUAUUGAUGCGCUUGAAUUUUACCCCGGCAUGCUGCUAGAGAAGACCCGACCGGGGAGUAUAUUUGGAGAGAGCAUGGUGGAGAUGGGUGCGCCGUUCUCUCUCAAAGGCCUCCUAGGCAACCCCAUCUGCUCCCCCGAGUACUGGAAACCUAGCACUUUCGGGGGCAGCGUGGGUUUCAACAUCGUCAACUCGGCCACGCUGAAGAACUUGGUGUGCCUCAACUCCAGGACGUGUCCCUAUGUGGCAUUCCGAGUGCCGCAAGUGGAGCAAAUUGUCAGGACGGAUGAGCUGUUGAGUACAAACAAGUCAAACGUUGCCAUGACGACGCUAGAUGACAAGCUCCUGGGGGAGAAGCUGCAAUACUACUACAGCAGCAGCGAGGACGAAGGUAGUGAUAACGAGGAUGAUGAGAGGGAGUCCAAAAUUAUUCGAGAUGGCGCCGUUGAUGAGCCCGAGCUUGACUACAGUGCUGAUGGCAGCGCGGUCAACACGGGACCGAAGGGUGUGAUCAACGACUGGAGGAAGUACAAGCAGCUAGAGGUGGAGCAGAAGCAGGAACAGAAGAAUGAGAUGGAGCGACUGAUCAAGAAGUUGUCCAUGACGUGCCGCUCCGACCUGGACCUGGAAAAAGACAAAGAGAAGCAGAAGGAGUUGCAGGAUCAAAUCAAAGGCAAAAUGACAAUGCAGGAGUACAACAUGCUCCAGCAGGAAAAGGACGAUGAGGAUUUCCUGCAGCACUACCGCGCGCAACGCAUGGAGGAGAUGCGGCGACAGCUGUACCGCGGCAAGCGUUUCGAACGUGUGAGGGAGCUGGCCGGCGGCGAGGACUUCCUAGAGGCGCUGGACGAGGAGGACAAGAAUACCUUGGUGGUGAUCCACAUCUAUGAGCCCGACACGCCGGGUUGCGAGGCCAUGAGCGGCAGCUUGGCGUGCCUGGCGCGCGAGUACCCGCCAGUCAAGUUCUGCUGCGUGCGCAGCUCAGCCGUCGGCACCAGCGCGCUCUUCCGGGACGGUGCUCUGCCCGCCUUGCUGGUCUACAAAGGCGGCGAGCUCAUCGGUAACUUCGUGCGGCUCACCGACCAGCUGGGCGAGGACUUCUUCGCCGUGGACGUGGAGGCGCUGUUGCAGGAGUACGGCGUGCUGCCCGAGAAGGCCCCCGCACUGCCCAAGACAGUCCGUAAUGGCGCUAUUGUUCAGAGCAAUAUUGGCGACGACGAUGACUCUGAUCUUGACAUUGACUAAGAACACUGGUAUUCUGCAUGGACUGUUUUUUUUUUUUUUUCCCUCCCAUUAUAAAUACACACAUUUACCCCUUAUAAAGGUCCAAUGAGCCUUUUUCAGGUUAAUUCCAAUCCCUUUAUUCUUAAAAUGUAGUAUGUUACUCUUAAAAAGAUAAUUACUGUACAUUUAGCAUAAGUAUAACAAAUAUCCUGCAUACACAAAUUUGUUGGCCCGAUAAUCAAAAUGUAUUGUCAUAAUUUAACAUUUCUAUUUAUGCUGAGUUUUGUCCGCUUUGGUAUCACAUAGACUUGACCAUCUAAUAGUGUAGUUUAUGGGUUUCAAUGUUUUUGUCCUACUUGAAAAAUGAUAAUAGUUUGCAAUGGUAUUCAGCGAAAAUUUGUUUUGUUUUCUCCUAAAAAUCACAUCCUUUUCCAAUAAAUCAGGAUGUAUAGGUGCUGGUCGAGAAUAAAAAAAUAAAAAUCAUGAAAAAGUUCAUUGAGUUCGGUAAUUCCAUUCAAAAUGUAAGACUUGUAUAUUUUAAGCAUUCAUUACCAUAGACUGCAGUAUUUCAAUUUCCAAAUGUUCAUUUCUUAUAUUUUGAUGACUGACAACAUGAAAAUCCUUAAGUAUUUCAAAAAAUUUACAAUAUUACCAUACAAAAAAAGAUAUCUAGAAAUACUGGCCGACUGAAAGGUAUGAGCAUGUAACAGCAAUCAAUACUUAUUUGGGGCUCCUUUGGCCUGUAUUACAGCAGCAAUGCAACGUGGCAUUGAGUCGAUCAGUCUUUGGCACUGCUUGGGUGUUAUGACAGCUCUGAUAGAGACCAUCAGCUGCAUUGUUGGGUCUGUAUCGUGUUUUCCACUUCACAAUACUCUAUACAGCAGGGGUCUCCAAACCGGUCCUCGAGGGCUGCUGUGGGUCCUGGUUUUUGUUCAUACUGAUCAAGCACAUACCUUUUAACCAAUGUGGUUUUCUACUAAAACAAGCAGCACCUGACUGCAAUCAACUGAUUACACUUAUAAAACACCAGAUUGGUGAAAAGGUGUGGUUUUGUCAGAGUGAAAUCCUGCACUCACUGUGGCCCAAUGUGGAAUAGUUUGGAGACAACUGCUGUACAAUAUAUGUUCAAUGGGGUUAAGGUCAGUUAAGUUUGCUGGCCAAUCAGCAACAAGGAUACCAUGGUUCUUAAACCAGGUAGCUUUCACUUUUUGGAUAGAAUUACUGAAAAAAAAAAAAACUUUUUCAUGAUAUUCAAAUGUUUUGGCCAGCAGCUGUAUAUUAGAAUUCCGUAAAUAUACAAUUUUAGUCUUUUAAAUUUUUGUCAUCAUGUUAGGAUUAAAAUGUUACUUUUGUCUCCACACAUUUGCAACUGUAUUCUCUUAAGAAUAUAUAUAAUAACCUCAGUGAUGACCAAUCGGACCUCGUUGUUGUUUCGACCUGUAUCUAAACAUAUGUAAACGUUGGAUAGAUGCUUAAAAUUGUUUAUCUACACACCAACAAUAAUCACUGAGCCCCACAAAACACUAACAAUUGCAUGUGUAAAGGGACCACAUUUUUCCUCUGAUGAGUUAGGUUUCCAGGGUUUUUAAUAACUUGCCAGUGACAUUUUCCCAUUUUCGGCUUCUAGCGUGGGAGUGUGUUCCUUAAAUUGUUUUGUCUGUAUUAUUUAUUUGUGUCCAAAUCACUUUCAUUUUUUGUUUGCAUCUUAAUACUGAACGGCACUAUUACAUAUUAGGUCUUGAUUUUGGUUGA
Molecule: messenger RNA, 4598 nt
Organism: Corythoichthys intestinalis (scribbled pipefish)
Lineage: Eukaryota; Metazoa; Chordata; Actinopteri; Syngnathiformes; Syngnathidae
Gene: pdcl
Product: phosducin-like
Exons: 15
Coding region: 141-2867 (908 amino acids)
Biological process (GO): cyclooxygenase pathway; regulation of G protein-coupled receptor signaling pathway; response to oxidative stress
Cellular component (GO): cytoplasm; neuron projection
Molecular function (GO): peroxidase activity; prostaglandin-endoperoxide synthase activity; oxidoreductase activity, acting on single donors with incorporation of molecular oxygen, incorporation of two atoms of oxygen
Source: RefSeq, a predicted model, not a curated record